Messenger RNA from Ctenopharyngodon idella (grass carp), 3617 nucleotides. RefSeq names its product MYCN proto-oncogene, bHLH transcription factor (gene mycn). The transcript is spliced from 3 exons. The record is from RefSeq and is a predicted model, not a curated record. Gene Ontology annotation, molecular function: protein dimerization activity; RNA polymerase II cis-regulatory region sequence-specific DNA binding; DNA-binding transcription factor activity, RNA polymerase II-specific. Bases 1248 to 2612 code for a protein of 454 amino acids. Gene Ontology annotation, biological process: regulation of transcription by RNA polymerase II. NCBI's taxonomy places the organism in Eukaryota, Metazoa, Chordata, Actinopteri, Cypriniformes, Xenocyprididae.
CCUUGACUCAAAUAUAAACCCUGAGACAAACUCAACUGAUUCAAAAGUGUGACAACAAGUCUUUAUCUCCCCUAUUAGUAGCCUACUUUGGGUCAAUCUGCUAACUAAAAGAUGGACGCAAUAUAAGAAAAUUUAUAUCAUUUGAAUAUUAUUUGGAACUCAGUUUUCUUCACCCCCUUUAAAGAGUGUGAUGGAACAAAACGCCAUGGGUUCAAACGGACAACUACAUAACAUAAUCUCCUCCUACAUUCCCCAUCAUAUCCAACCAAUCGUACAAACCCGCUAUAGAAUUACAUCAACACAAUCUACUAUAAAGCAUUUAUGUCGAGGGCUAACUGAUAAGCAUUUUCCUGGGUGAGCAGCAAGCUACGCAAAACAUACCUCGUCUCUUUAAUAUAAACACUGACGGGCGCAUCACGUGUCCACAUGGCGGCAGAAGUGAGUCGACAAUGUAUGUUAUGCGGAUCGGCCGUUACCUCACUGACCUAAACAAUGAGAGAUGCUGCUGACUCGCUCUGAUUCAUUCACAACACAGUUCAUCCUGUUUGAACGCAUAUAUAUUACACAUCUACAUUUAUAUUCUGAAUAAAGCAAGGUUACACAGUAGAUUAAAAACCUAUUUAAUCACAUAUAUUUCAGUCAUUUACUUUACAUUCAAUUUAAAUAGUUCCAAGCCCUUAAAGGGACAGUUCAUCCAAAUAUGAAAAUUUAGCCAUCAUUUAACCCACCAUGCCGUUCUGAACGCGUAGGACUUCUUUCAUGAAACACAAAAUAUGUUUGGAAGAAUAUUGGGGACUGAAAGUCUCUGUCGCCGUUUACUUUCAUUGCCUCUUCCCACACAAUGAAAGUGAACGAGGACGGAGAUCUGUCAUUCACUCCAACAUCUUCUGCGUUGCAUUAAAGAAGUCAGUGUUUUGAACAUGGUGAUUUUUUUUUUUUUUUUUUUUUUCUUAGUGAGCUAUUCCUUGAGUAUCGGCAAAAUAAACACCUUAAACAGACCAAAAUAAUGCCCUUUCCAAAGAAAAUCACACAGCAAAUGUCCCACAAAUACAAAUACCUCGCCCAGCGCUCCUCCCACUGUGGGAGGAGUCAAUACAUGUCCUAAACGUAAGCACCGAGAAUAAUACUUCACAGCCCGAAACACAGAAGAGACGGAACAGUCUUCAGUCACCGCGGUAGAUGUGCGACUCCAAACGGGAGGCACAGUGACUGCGAUAAAGAAGGGACAAGAAACACACAGAGGGAGAAUGCCAGCUAAAACCAUGAACUCUGAUUUGGAGUUUGACUCCUUGCAGCCGUGUUUCUACCCGGACGAGGAUGACUUCUACUUCUGCAGACCAGACGCUGCACCGCCUGGAGAAGACAUCUGGAAGAAAUUUGAGCUGCUGCCCACUCCUCCUCUGUCCCCGAGCCGGGCAGCGCUUCCAGGGGAUCCGGGGGAGCUGGGCGCGGUGGCUGGGGAUUGCUCGCUGAUGGGCUUUGGAUUAACGGACCCGUUGGACUGGGCUUCUGAGCUUCUGCUCUUACCGGAAGACGACAUUUGGGGGGCGUCUGACGGAGACCUCUUCGGCUCCGUUUUGGAUACUACGGACAAUUCCAUCAUCAUUCAGGACUGCAUGUGGAGCGGCUUCUCGGCACGCGAGAAAUUGGAGCGGGUGGUGAAUGAGAAACUCGGGAAAGCAGUCUCUGCUCCUACCGGUACUGAAGCCGGUAAAGACACGACAGUCAAGUCGCCGGAAAUUAGCCACUCUAUACCGGAGUGUGUGGACCCUACCGUAGUUUUCCCUUAUCCAGUCAACAAAAGAAACGGGAGCAGCAGCAGCAGCCAAAGUGUGACACUACCGAGGAGCCAACUGCCUCCAGUCAGUGCAGACGAGACUCCAAGCGACUCUGAUGAUGAUGAUGACGAAGAUGACGAUGAAGAUGAUGAUGAUGAUGAUGAAGACGACGAAGAAGAGGAGGAGAUUGACGUCGUCACGGUCGAGAAAAGGCGUUCCAUCACCAGCAAGAUAACCGGCACUGGUCUGUCUGCCGUCUCUAACUCUCAGGCGUCCACAGGAGGGCGGUUGGGCUCAGGAGUGAGCAAAGCUCCACAGGAGCUCAUUCUGAAGAGGACGGCGGCAGCCUCUAUCCACCAGCAACAGCAUAACUACGCAGCCCCAUCCCCUUACUCCGAACAGCAAGACAUACCCAGCGCUCCCCCGAGCAAGAAACUCCGAAUCGACAACAGCACUACAACUUUACGCACUGGCAAGAACCAGAGCUCUUCCCCGAACUCCCCUACUAACAGUGUACCAGGACAGCGCAUGAGGAAGAGCGAUUCCAGCAGCCCGCGAUGCUCUGACUCUGAGGACAGCGAACGCCGGCGCAACCACAACAUCUUGGAGCGCCAGCGGCGCAACGACCUGCGCUCUAGCUUCCUGACUUUGCGCGACCAGGUGCCCGAGUUGGCGCACAACGACAAGGCGGCGAAGGUGGUCAUCCUGAAGAAGGCCACUGAGUACGUCAGCUCCCUUGAGGCCCAGGAGCUACGACUCCAGCAGGAGAAAGACAGAUUGCAGGCCCGACGACAACAGCUCCUCCGCAGACUCGAGCAGGCCAGGACUCGCUAACACUUAACGCUCAUUGGCUGAACGCCUCACAGCUAAUGGUCGGCGUCAAAUGACGGACGACAAACCGCUAAGGCUAACGGCCCAAAAUGAAUACUAGGGACACUCACUGCUGACACUUUUUUGCACAUUUUUUGACGUCAAGAAUGUUUCAGGUUUACUUUGUCACCCCAAUCACGCUACAACGAUGAGGGAAGGUGCUUACCGGUGAACCCAACUUCCCCUCAAUGACAAGACCCUUAUGAACACAGUCUUCAAUACGCGAUUGGGUCGAUGAACUUUGCGUUCACGCUCUUCCUGCAAAAUGGACACUAAACAAAUGACACGAGACACUUCGAAUGGCUAUAAUCUCUCACACCUCACUGGUGCUGAAUCUCAUGGAUGUACCUCUGCGCACCUUGAUGUCAGACACUUUUGUAAAUAGAUUAGAUUUUAAAAGAACAUACACUCAGUCUGCCUUUUUGUAUACGAUUAUUGUCUUUUGGUUUUUUUUAUAAAGAUGUCAAAAGCUGCCAAUAACUAGACUGGAAGUUUAUAUACCUUUAACAAGUACUGUAAGACCUCCAUUUUUGAGGAUUUUUGUAAUAUAAGGACACAUUGUUUUGUUUUUUGGAAUCUUUUGUCUUAUAAUCUCUCUGUUAUGACACACUUUACUAAUUCCUACAUUUAUGCUUUAGUGUGCUUCUGAUACAUACUAAAUUUGAUACUUAUAUUUUCGUAUGAAAAUGAGUUCUGAGUAGAUAUCACUUUAUCUUGUUUUUAUUCUUUUUUCUACCUUAAUUUCUUUUGUACAGAAAAUUCUUUCUAUCUCCAUUUAUAAGGCUUCUAUACUUUGCUGUCUUUCUCUUUCUUUGUUUAUAUAUUUGUAAGUAUUGGGUUCAUAGAACUGGGUCAUUGGGAAAAAAGUGUUUUUUUCUCCUUUUCUAUAAUGUACAUUGAGUGCUGCGACUCACAGCACUUUGAAAUACCUCAUUUUGAAAAAUAAAUAGACAUUUUGAAAACAAAAGA